Homarus americanus (American lobster) is the source of this 2374-nucleotide messenger RNA. Its product is annotated as proline-rich protein 36-like. The transcript has 13 exons. The annotation marks the transcript as partial. NCBI's taxonomy places the organism in Eukaryota, Metazoa, Arthropoda, Malacostraca, Decapoda, Nephropidae. The record is from RefSeq and is a predicted model, not a curated record.
AUGAACCCUAGUCGUCUCUUUGAGCUGUUGACGGCCACUGAAGUGCUGACAACCCUUCUCUUGGCAGUUACCUACUCCCCGGUACCCUGCUCCCAGGGUGCCUAUGCUCCCCAGUUAUCUGCUCCCCAGUUUUCUCUCCAGGCAUCCUGCUCACAGUUACCUACUCCCCAGUUACCUAUACUCCGGGCAUCUUGCUCCCCAGAUACCUAUGCUCUCCCGGGCAUCUAUACUCCCCAGUUACCUAUACUCGUUACCGAUACUCUCAGGCAUCUGCUCCCCAGUUACGCCUGCUCCCAGUGCCCUACUCUCAGCAUCUAUUCUCCCCAGUUUACCUAUACUCAGUUGCUUAUACUCUCAGGCAUCUUCUCCCCAGUGCCUAUGCUCCCCAGUUACCUAUAUCUCCAGUUACCUAUAUCUCAGGCAUCUUUCCCUGAUUACCUAUGCUCCCCAGUUGCCUAUACUCCAGCUACCUGCUCCCCAGUUACCUAUAUUCUCCAGGCAUCUUUGCUCCCAGCAUCUGCCUCCCCAGUACCUAUACUCUCUCAGGCAUCUACUCUCCCCAGUGCCUACUCUCGCUCUGCUCCCAUUGCCUGCUACUACUCCAGCAUCUACUCCCAGUACCUGUCCUCCGGCAUCUAUGCUCCCCAGUUACUGUACUCUCCAGGCAUCUAUGCUCCCCGUUGCCUGCCUCCCCAGUGCCUAUACUCUCAGGCAUCUGCCACUCCCCAGUUACCUACACUCUCCAGCAUCUGCCCAGUUACCUAUACUCUCCAGGCAUCUAUACUCCCCAGUGCCUCUCACUCUCCAGGCAUCUCUCCCCAGCCUUCUGCUCUCCAGGCAUCUUUACUCCCCAGUGCACUCUUUCCCCAGUGCCUUACUCUCCAGGCAUCUACUCCCAUUGCCUAUGCUCUCCAUUACCUAUAUACUCCCCAUUUUACUUCUCUGGGCAUCUAUAUUCCCAGUUACCUAUACUCCCCAGUGCCCUGCUCUCGGUACCUACCUGUCCCCGGUGCCUAUACUCUCCAGUACCUAUACUCUCCAGGCAUCUAUACUCCCCAGUUACCUAUAUCCCCAGUUACCUACUCUCCCCAGUUACUACUCUCUCCAGGCAUCUAUACUCCCCAGUUACCUAUACUUCCCAGUCCUGCUCUCCGGCAUCUACACUCUGAUUCCUGCUCCCCAGUUACCUAUGCUCUCCAGGCAUCCUAUGCUCUCGGUGCCUCUACUCCCCCAGUUACCUAUACUCUGAUUACCUAUAUCCCCAGUCCCUAUACUCUCCAGGCAUCUGCCUCCCCAGUUACCCUACUCUCCAGGCAUCUCCCCUCCCCCAGUUACCUAUACUCUCCAGGCAUCUGCUCUCCCCCAAUUACCUAUACUCCCCAGUUACCUAUGCUCCCCAGUGCCUACUCUCCAGGCAUCUAUACUCUCAUUGCCUAUGCUCCUCCCGGCAUCUCUCUCCCCAGUUGCCUGUUCUCUCCCGGCAUCCCCGCCUCCACGGUGCCUAUAUACGUACCACCUGCUCUCCCAGUUACCUAUACUCUCCAGGCAUCUGCCUCCCCAGUACCUACUACUCUCCAGGCAUCUGCUCUCCCCAGUGCCUACUCUCGCUCUGCUCCCAUUGCCUGCUACAUACUCCAGCAUCUACUCCCAGUACCUAUCCUCCGUUACCUAUAUACUCAGGCAUCUGCUCCCAGUACCUACUCCCCAGUUGCCUAUACUCAGGCAUCUAUGCUCCCCGGUGCCUGCACUCUCCAGGCAUCUAUAUUCCCCGGCAUCCCACUCACAGUUACCUGCUCCCCGGUGCCUACUCUCCCCAGUACCUAUACUCUCCAGUACCCUGCUCUCCGAGCAUCUUUACUGCCCAGUAUCCCUACUCUCCCGAGCCUCUAUACUCCCCAUGCCACCCCAGUGCCUGUUCCUCAGUACCCUGCUCUCUCCAGUGCCUGCAGCAUCUCUCCCCGGUACCUGCCUCUCCAGUACCUGCUCUCAGUACACCUGCCUCUCCAGGCAUCCUGCCUCGGUACCUGCCACGUACCUGCCACGGUACCUGCCUCUCCCGGUACUUGCCUCUCCAGGCAUCUUUACUGCCCGGUGUCUGCUACUCUCCCGGGCCUCUGCUCCCCGGUACCUAUGGUCCCCAGUUACCUGCUCUGCAGUGCCUAUGCUCUCCAGUGCAUCUGCUCCCCCGGUGCCUAUAGUCCCAGUGCCUGCCUCUGUGGUACCUAUACUCUCCAGUGCAUCUAUACUCCCCAGUGCCUCUCUCUCCAGUGCAUCUAUACUCCCCAGUACCUGAGCCCAGUUACCUAUACUCUGCAGUUGCCUGUGUCUCCAGGCAUCCCUACUCCCCAGGCAUCCUAUGCUCUCCAAGCAAUGC